GGAAGAUUGAGGUGAUGAAGAUGCUGCUGCUGAUGAAGAAGAUCGCUGUUGGGUUCAGUGUCGCGGUCUCUCGAAGCGGUUACUGAAGAAGAAUCGCCCGCAGCUGUAAGAUCCGCGUUACCGGCAAGCACGGAAUAAACGCGCAGCCGAGUCACGCGAUCUUCACAUUCACGCUGAAUAAUAACGACCGUUAACCGCGCGAAAACCGUCCUAACCACCGUUAAUACCGUUAAACGCGAGACUCGUGAGGGAUGUGUGCCGCAGAUGCGGAGGCGCGCGCAGGCGUGAAUAACGGUCGAGUAAUGGCGCCCUCUGCAGGUCACAUGACCGCAGCGCUUCAGCGCGCCUAAUCGCGUUCUUUAGCGUCUCAUAAUGGGACAAGAACGCCUGUCCAGCUGAAAUAACCGAUGACAAAAACGUUACACAACUCCUGAAACGAUGGUCAGCUGAUCGGUGUUUCUAUGGACGCCGAUAUUCCACACAUCCGGGACACGCUGCUGAACCCGGAAACAGAAUCCCGGUGUGAUUGACAGCUGCAGACAACAGCGCGCGUCCCAACAAAGCCAAAGAACGAUUCACUCUGUUGUGAUUGCGAUGAGGGUCGUUUAAUCACGGUUCUGAUGAGAGUUCACGGAUGAUCCUGCUGGCUUCGGCGGGACUGUGCGUCGGUGCAGAUGUCUCUGGCCCAGCGGGUUCUGCUCACCUGGAUCUUCUCGCUCCUCUUCCUCGUCCUGCUGGUGCUUAAGCUGGAUGGAAAGGUCCGCUGGAGCUGGUUCCUGGUCUUCCUGCCCGUCUGGGUGUUUGACGGCGCUCUGCUGCUGAUGCUGGGUGUGAGGCUGGCGGGCCGCUGCCGGGGUGGGCUCGACCCGCGGCUGAAGCUCUGGUAUCUGCUGGCUCUGAUGAUGAAGGUGGGCUUCUGUGUGACUCUGUGCGCACGGCUGGAGCAGCUGACCAACCUGCGGCUGCUGAUCAUCUGUGUGCCGCUCUGGACGCUGCUGACCGGAGCCCUGAUCCAGCUGGGAUACAACAUCCUGCCCCAGAGCACAGACUGACAAACACACACACACUAAACACACACACACUCUCUCACACACACACACACAC
This is a messenger RNA of Sinocyclocheilus rhinocerous, 1104 nucleotides long. RefSeq names its product transmembrane protein 60-like. The record is from RefSeq and is a predicted model, not a curated record. The transcript is spliced from 3 exons. NCBI's taxonomy places the organism in Eukaryota, Metazoa, Chordata, Actinopteri, Cypriniformes, Cyprinidae. The coding region runs from base 675 to 1052 and encodes 125 amino acids.